GUUCAUGUUUAGUCUAUAAAUAUCGUUUGCAAUUGGCUCUUAACUGCAAUAUAACUAACCACUUGAAUUCAAGAAAAUAAAGCCUUGUGUGCAAGAAACUUAGGCUCCCAUUAUCAUCACCAUGGCUUCAUAUCAAGGUUUAAAGAGAUUGGUGGGGAUUUUUGUUCUUGCAAUUGCCUUCUGCAUGCAAGCCGUCCAAGGAAAAAUAUCUUGCGAGAAUUUGAACAAAGACUCUUGUGCCUUCGCAAUAUCAUCUUCCGGCAAGCGCUGCGUGCUGGAGAAGCACAUGUGCAGAACCGGUUAUGAAAAAUAUUCAUGCCGAACUUCAGAAAUCGAGGCUGAAAAUCUCAAGGAGUGGAUUGAAACUGAUAAGUGUAUUAAGGCCUGUGGCUUGGAUAGAAACGCGCUGGGAAUUUCAUCAGACGCUCUUUUGGACUCUCAUUUUACCCAAAAACUAUGCUCAACACAAUGCUAUGGUGGCUGCCCCAACAUUGUUGAUCUCUACUUCAAUCUUGCUGCUGGGGAAGGUGUUUACCUUCCCAAAUUAUGUGAAGCAAAAGGAGCAAAUGCACGUCGAGAAAUGAGUGAAAUCAAGAGCUCUGGAAAUGUUGCACCUGGCCCUGAAUCAGGAUUCAAGUCUGUAAACUUCAAAGAUGCCCCAGCAAUGGCUCCUUUUUGACAUGCAUACGUUUUGACUAGUGUAUUACACCGAACAAGUCAAGAAAACUAGUGAGUUUUUCCAAUGUGUGUUGUAUAACAUUAUACGAAGGACAUAAAUUGAUCACCAUGAUACUCAAUGAAUAAGGUGAUGAUCGAUACUCAAUAAAAGACGCUAAUGUAUGAGAGUUUGUAUUAAUAAUUAUUCUAUCUUUUGAAUAAAUUUGAGUGAUUAUAAAA
Messenger RNA from Olea europaea var. sylvestris, 897 nucleotides. RefSeq lists its product as uncharacterized. NCBI's taxonomy places the organism in Eukaryota, Viridiplantae, Streptophyta, Magnoliopsida, Lamiales, Oleaceae. The coding region runs from base 122 to 679 and encodes 185 amino acids. The record is from RefSeq and is a predicted model, not a curated record. The transcript is spliced from 3 exons.